This is a messenger RNA of Arachis stenosperma, 471 nucleotides long. RefSeq lists its product as uncharacterized. The coding region runs from base 1 to 471 and encodes 156 amino acids. The record is from RefSeq and is a predicted model, not a curated record. Lineage: Eukaryota; Viridiplantae; Streptophyta; Magnoliopsida; Fabales; Fabaceae. The transcript has a single exon.
AUGAUAUCACCUUGGCUCUUGACUGGAGAUUUCAACAAAAUCAAGGAAGAUUCAGAAAAGAAAGGAGGGAGCCCCAUUGACCAAAGAGCCUACAGAUCCUUUAAUUCUUGGAUAAAUAGAUGUGGAUUAAUAGAUCUGGAGUUUGUUGGGUCCAGAUUCACGUGGAGAAGUCCCAUUUGGAAUGGAUUUGAUAGAGUUUUCAAAAGGCUUGAUAGAGCUCUCUCAAAUUCACCAUGGAGAACUAAAUUUCAUGAAGCUUUGGUUAAGAUCCUACCAAGAACAAACUUUGACUAUCACCCAUUCUCAAUAACUGAUGAAGGGAAUUCCACUAACAAAGACAGAAGGCCUUUUAGAUUUGAAAUGAUGUGGACUAUGCAGCUAGACUUCAAACCCUUAGUGGAGCAUAAUUGGAAAGCAGAAGAAAGGCUACCGAAGAACGUCAACAAUCUUAAAGAAAAGCUUGUCAAGUGA